Messenger RNA from Cuscuta epithymum, 2288 nucleotides. NCBI's taxonomy places the organism in Eukaryota, Viridiplantae, Streptophyta, Magnoliopsida, Solanales, Convolvulaceae. The record is from the annotation of a GenBank genome assembly.
CAGAGCCAUGCUGCCAGCCCAUUACCCAAUCCGGCGAUCCUGUCCGGCACUUCGGCGAGUCGGAAGAAGCCAAGGAGUCAAGGACCGAAGGACGCAAGGUCGCAGUCCCGCCGCCCGCCUCUGCUGCGUGGUAGUCUGCUUCUCAAAAUCUCACUUAUCAGCUUACGGCCUUGUGGCAGUUCUGGCUGAGUGGCUGCUUUCCGUAGCUCCGCUUAUCUCCCCAGCCCCCACGCACCAGCCAUGGCAGGAAAGGUGGGAGCUCAGGAUCAACAACUGACACAAAAUCAACCUGCUAGGGUUGUGGAGAAGCUGAUACCUGCUGUCCAGCAGCAGCUUAACCUGGAAUCUGUCAAGACUCGAGCUAUCAGCCUCUUUAAAGCCAUCUCUCGCAUACUUGAAGACUUUGAUGCCAUAGCACGCACCAAUGCUGUUCCUAAAUGGCAAGACAUUUUAGGGCAGUUUUCGAUGGUCAACCUGGAGCUGUUUAAUAUAGUUGAAGACAUAAAAAAGGUUUCUAAGGCGUUCGUUGUGCAUCCAAAGAAUGUUAAUGCUGAGAAUGCUACAAUUCUACCUGUUAUGUUAUCAUCGAAGUUGUUGCCUGAAAUGGAAAUGGAUGAUAACACCAAAAGGGAGCAAUUGCUUCUUGGCUUGCAAAAUCUCUCUGUGGCCUCACAAAUAGAGAAGCUCAAGAACCGAAUUGACAUGAUUGGAGCAGCUUGUGAAAGUGCUGAAAAGGUCAUAGCUGAUACACGUAAAGCCUAUUUUGGCACUCGACAGGGGCCCACGAUUCUUCCAACUAUAGACAAGGCACAAGCUGCUAAAAUCCAGGAGCAGGAAACUUUACUUCGAACUGCUGUAAACCAGGGAGAAGGGUUGCGAGUACCUGUAGACCAACGGCAGAUCACUUCUUCGCUUCCUGUACAUUUGGUGGACAUUCUCAUCGUUAAUGAUGGACAACAGACUCUUAAUGAUUCAUCGGGAAUGUACUACCAGAAAAGUACACCACCCCUUACAUCAAGUAACCAUAGUGGUCAGGGAGCUUCAUUUCAGGGGGGUUUGGGAGCACAUGGUGGAAGGACAGCAGCUGCUUCUCCAGGUGGUCCUGCAGGAAAUACCACAAUCGAUACCAUGACGGCAUCUCCUUUACAAUAUGCUAAUUCACCUAAUCGUUCCGGGACAAACCUGAUGACAAUGAACACACCAUCUCCCCAGCAACAGCCCCAUCAACAACAGGCACCACCACAGCCGAGACAGAAACUGAUGCAGUUAACUCAACAGCAGCAGCAGCAAUUCCUUGCUCAACAGACAUUUAGGCAAUCCCCAAUGACUGGGUUGAAUCAAAACCAGUUUGCACAGCUGCAACAAGAUCUGCAGCAGGGUCAGAGUCCACAGAAGUUUCAAUCUAUGCACGGUCAACCUCAAAUCCAAUUUUCUCAAUCACAUGGUGGAGCCCAGCAGUUUCAGGGAAGGCAGUCUGCCUCCGGUGCUAUUCAGCAUGCUAUGAGUCAAAACCAACUCAACCAAGGAAAUCAGCUAAAUCGUAUGGUGAACCAAUUUUCUGGCCCUGUGAAUAGUGCACUUUUUAAUCCUGCCCAGAGUGGGCCGACAUCCCAGAUGUUUGGAAUGUCGAGUGGCAAUCGGUCUUUGGCUGCUUCAAGUCUAAGUGAUCAAAUGUUCAACAUGGGGACAAGCAAUCCUACUGGAAAUAUGAUGCAAAUGCAACACCAACAGCAGCAUGGGACAUUCGGAAAUAUAGGCCAAAAUAUACAAGUAGGUAAUGGUGGUGGGCCUCUUCAAAAUGUCCCCCAAAAUCACCCUUCUUAUCAGCAGCAGCAGCACAGGCCGCCUCAAGGACAACAGUGAUGAUUCUCCCAAAUAUACACGGCCGGUUUUUUUGUACGUGCAUGAACUCCACUUCCAGGCUCACAUAGCUAACUUGAAAAAUGUGAGAUUAUCAAUGGUCAUCUCAAAGGCUAAAGUCGGUAGAUUGGAUUGUUAUUGGUUUGCAAACAUUUGUGAAUAAGCAUAUUUACGGAGCAACUGUGGUGUAAUGUUAAUUUCAUACCGAGUGUAGCUAAAAGCUGUUAUGUUUACUUUAUUCUUAUUGCUCAGUUCUUAUUCUAAAUAGAUUAGAAUUCUUGAUAAUUUUUUUUAUGUUAUAUCAACAAUAACAUAAAAAAUUCAUAAAAUACAAUGUGUAAUAUAUGAAAAUAAAAUGAGGUACUUUGACUACAUUUUAUUCAUUAAUGUAUUAAUUAAUUAUUUUGAAAAAUAUUGUUAAAUUUGGU